Molecule: messenger RNA, 1545 nt
Organism: Musca vetustissima
Lineage: Eukaryota; Metazoa; Arthropoda; Insecta; Diptera; Muscidae
Product: UDP-glycosyltransferase UGT4-like
Exons: 2
Coding region: 1-1545 (514 amino acids)
Molecular function (GO): UDP-glycosyltransferase activity
Source: RefSeq, a predicted model, not a curated record
AUGUACGCCAUUACACUACUAACGGUAAUACUGAGUGGUCAUUUGCCGUUAAUAACAGAUUCCGCGCGAGUUCUAUCGAUUUUACCCUUUCCGGGACCAAGACAAUAUGAAUUUAUACAACCAUUGCUGCAGGAGUUGGCCCACCGGGGCCAUCACAUAACAUCUGUGAAUAAUUUCCCCCUGAAAGAACCAAUAGAGAAUUUUCGAGAUAUUGUCAUAGAAAAUAAUUUGCAUUUAUAUUUUAAAAACUUCACCACAGAUAACAUCAAAAGCAAUUAUUUUAAUACAAUUGAAAAGUUUUAUGAUCGUUCACAUAAAAUGUCAUGCAAUGUAUUUGUUGAUCCGCAUUUUAAAGCAAUAAUGGCGAAGGAAUCAUUUGAUUUAAUAAUUGUGGACAUAACUUUCGCGGAAGCCUUCUAUGGCUUGGGUGAAUAUUUUGAAGCACCAAUGGUGGCCGUAUCCUAUUGGAGUGCACUGACCUCAAUCGAUGAACUGGUUGGAAAUACCACACCCCUGUCCUAUAUACCAAAUAUGAUUAUGAUGCGAAAAUAUAAUCAAAAUAUGAAUUUUUGGAGACGAUGGUUGAAUGUCAUAGUUUUUAUUUUUGACUGGAUAUACUAUUAUUUACGAUAUAUGCCCAUACAACGGAAGCUAUAUGAGGAACAAUUUCCCAAUGCCACAUUGACUUUAGAUGAGGCACAAAAGAAUUUUUCAUUGGUCCUGUUAAACGAUCAUUAUACCAUUACCACACCGAGGCCAUAUGUACCAAAUAUGAUUGAAGUGGCAGGUUUGCAUAUACCCUCACAGCCGAGACCUAUUCCAGAGGAUAUUAAAAAAUUACUAGAUGACAGCCCCCAGGGUGUCAUAUAUCUAAAACUAAAUUCCCUAUUACCUGAAUAUAUUAUGCAAAUGAUUUUGAAUCAAUUGGGACAAUACCGACAAUUGGUGAUAUGGAAUAGCAAAUACAAGCCAUGGCACACUUUAAGUGUACCUUCCAACAUUCAAUUCCAUCAAGAUCUAUCCCACCACUCGCUGCUAUCACAUCCCAAUAUUUAUCUCUUCAUCUCACAUGGUGAUUAUCUACAUAUUAUCGAUAGCAUAUACUAUGGGGUGCCAAUUUUGGGUAUACCCCGCUACGAUGGCUAUCAUGAUGAUUAUGUUGAUAACAUUCGAAAAAUUGGUAAUGGUAUCUCGUUGACAUUUCGGCACUUCAAUGAGAAAUCAUUGAAUUUGGUUCUAAAAGAUUUAUUGGGUACAACGCAUUAUCGCCGGGAGGCGAAACGGAAAUCUCAAAUAUUUCGUGAUCAACAGAAUACACCAAUGGAAAACGCCAUCUAUUGGAUUGAACACAUCAUCAAAUAUAAAGGAGCUAAACAUAUGCGAAAUUUGGGUCAGAAUUUAAAUGUUUGGGAGUUUUAUAAUUUAGAUGUUUUCGCCAGUAUGAUUUGUAUUAUUUUAGCUGUAAUAUUUUCAGCAUAUUUAUGCUUGAAUGUAGUAUUGAGAUUUUUGUUGGAUUUAAAAAAAUUAAAGAAGAAAGUAAUGUAG